AUGGCGGCGGAGGACGAUCAGCAGCAGCAGCUCACGACCGCCUCGCUUCGCCAGGAUCGGUCAAAGCUCUGGUUCUUUAAAUCGAACGACAGUAGAAUUGCCGCCAAGCAGAACUCGCUCGUCGCGCUCAAGGAAUUGUUGGUUUCUUCAUCUACCUCGAAUCGAGCGAGAUUUGCUGAAUCUAUGCUGGAAAUCGAAGUUUUACACCAAAUCCUCUUUGGAUUCGUGAGAUCCCCAACGUCCCCGUCGUAA
Molecule: messenger RNA, 252 nt
Organism: Linum trigynum
Lineage: Eukaryota; Viridiplantae; Streptophyta; Magnoliopsida; Malpighiales; Linaceae
Source: the annotation of a GenBank genome assembly